UGUGAGGAGGAGGAGGCGGCGGCGGAAUAGGCCGGGGCAGGUCGCGCUCGCUGCCUUCUCCCCUGAAGAGAGACGCGGGGGGAGGGGGGUGCGGCGAGCGGCCCCGCUCUCUCCCCACCGCUCCGCUCGCACCCCAGUGUAAUGAGGGUCACCCCCUCCCCCCAGCUGGCCCGGGAGGGGGCGCGGGGCACGGUUGAUGCCGGCCCAGGAUGGAUCAGACCUGUGAACUACCCAGAAGAAAUUGUCUGCUGCCCUUUUCCAAUCCAGUGAAUUUAGAUGCCCCUGAAGACAAGGACAGCCCUUUCGGUAAUGGUCAAUCCAAUUUUUCUGAGCCACUUAAUGGGUGUACUAUGCAGUUAUCGACUGUCAGUGGAACAUCCCAAAAUGCUUAUGGACAAGAUUCUCCAUCUUGUUACAUUCCACUGCGGAGACUACAGGAUUUGGCCUCCAUGAUCAAUGUAGAGUAUUUAAAUGGGUCUGCUGAUGGAUCAGAAUCCUUUCAAGACCCUGAAAAAAGUGAUUCAAGAGCUCAGACGCCAAUUGUUUGCACUUCCUUGAAUCCUGGUGGUCCUACAGCACUUGCUAUGAAACAGGAACCCUCUUGUAAUAACUCCCCUGAACUCCAGGUAAAAGUAACAAAGACUAUCAAGAAUGGCUUUCUGCACUUUGAGAAUUUUACUUGUGUGGACGAUGCAGAUGUAGAUUCUGAAAUGGACCCAGAACAGCCAGUCACAGAGGAUGAGAGUAUAGAGGAGAUCUUUGAGGAAACUCAGACCAAUGCCACCUGCAAUUAUGAGACUAAAUCAGAGAAUGGUGUAAAAGUGGCCAUGGGAAGUGAACAAGACAGCACACCAGAGAGUAGACACGGUGCAGUCAAAUCGCCAUUCUUGCCAUUAGCUCCUCAGACUGAAACACAGAAAAAUAAGCAAAGAAAUGAAGUGGACGGCAGCAAUGAAAAAGCAGCCCUUCUCCCAGCCCCCUUUUCACUAGGAGACACAAACAUUACAAUAGAAGAGCAAUUAAACUCAAUAAAUUUAUCUUUUCAGGAUGAUCCAGAUUCCAGUACCAGUACAUUAGGAAACAUGCUAGAAUUACCUGGAACUUCAUCAUCAUCUACUUCACAGGAAUUGCCAUUUUGUCAACCUAAGAAAAAGUCUACGCCACUGAAGUAUGAAGUUGGAGAUCUCAUCUGGGCAAAAUUCAAGAGACGCCCAUGGUGGCCCUGCAGGAUUUGUUCUGAUCCGUUGAUUAACACACAUUCAAAAAUGAAAGUUUCCAACCGGAGGCCCUAUCGGCAGUACUACGUGGAGGCUUUUGGAGAUCCUUCUGAGAGAGCCUGGGUGGCUGGAAAAGCAAUCGUCAUGUUUGAAGGCAGACAUCAAUUCGAAGAGCUACCUGUCCUUAGGAGAAGAGGGAAACAGAAAGAAAAAGGAUAUAGGCAUAAGGUUCCUCAGAAAAUUUUGAGUAAAUGGGAAGCCAGUGUUGGACUUGCAGAACAGUAUGAUGUUCCCAAGGGGUCAAAGAACCGAAAAUGUAUUCCUGGUUCAAUCAAGUUGGACAGUGAAGAAGAUAUGCCAUUUGAAGACUGCACAAAUGAUCCUGAGUCAGAACAUGACCUGUUGCUUAAUGGCUGUUUGAAAUCACUGGCUUUUGAUUCUGAACAUUCUGCAGAUGAGAAGGAAAAGCCUUGUGCUAAAUCUCGAGCCAGAAAGAGCUCUGAUAAUCCAAAAAGGACUAGUGUGAAAAAGGGCCACAUACAAUUUGAAGCACAUAAAGAUGAACGGAGGGGAAAGAUUCCAGAGAACCUUGGCCUAAACUUUAUCUCUGGGGAUAUAUCUGAUACGCAGGCCUCUAAUGAACUUUCCAGGAUAGCAAAUAGCCUCACAGGGUCCAACACUGCCCCAGGAAGUUUUCUGUUUUCUUCCUGUGGAAAAAACACUGCAAAGAAAGAAUUUGAGACUUCAAAUGGUGACUCUUUAUUGGGCUUGCCUGAGGGUGCUUUGAUCUCAAAGUGUUCUCGAGAGAAGAAUAAACCCCAACGAAGCCUGGUGUGUGGUUCAAAAGUGAAGCUCUGCUAUAUUGGAGCAGGUGAUGAGGAAAAGCGAAGUGAUUCCAUUAGUAUCUGUACCACUUCUGAUGAUGGAAGCAGUGACCUGGAUCCCAUAGAACACAGCUCAGAGUCUGAUAACAGUGUCCUUGAAAUUCCAGAUGCUUUCGAUAGAACAGAGAACAUGUUAUCUAUGCAGAAAAAUGAAAAGAUAAAGUAUUCUAGGUUUGCUGCCACAAACACUAGGGUAAAAGCAAAACAGAAGCCUCUCAUUAGUAACUCACAUACAGACCACUUAAUGGGUUGUACUAAGAGUGCAGAGCCUGGAACUGAGACGUCUCAGGUUAAUCUCUCUGAUCUGAAGGCAUCUACUCUUGUUCACAAACCCCAAUCAGAUUUUACAAAUGAUGCUCUCUCUCCAAAAUUCAACAUGUCAUCAAGCAUAUCCAGUGAGAACUCGUUAAUAAAGGGUGGGGCAGCAAAUCAAGCUCUAUUACAUUCGAAAAGCAAACAGCCCAAGUUCCGAAGUAUAAAGUGCAAACACAAAGAAAAUCCAGUUAUGGUAGAACCCCCAGUUAUAAAUGAGGAGUGCAGUUUGAAAUGCUGCUCUUCUGAUACCAAAGGCUCUCCUUUGGCCAGCAUUUCUAAAAGUGGGAAAGUGGAUGGUCUAAAACUACUGAACAAUAUGCAUGAGAAAACCAGGGAUUCAAGUGACAUAGAAACAGCAGUGGUGAAACAUGUUUUAUCCGAGUUGAAGGAACUCUCUUACAGAUCCUUAGGUGAGGAUGUCAGUGACUCUGGAACAUCAAAGCCAUCAAAACCAUUACUUUUCUCUUCUGCUUCUAGUCAGAAUCACAUACCUAUUGAACCAGACUACAAAUUCAGUACAUUGCUAAUGAUGUUGAAAGAUAUGCAUGAUAGUAAGACGAAGGAGCAGCGGUUGAUGACUGCUCAAAACCUGGUCUCUUACCGGAGUCCUGGUCGUGGGGACUGUUCUACUAAUAGUCCUGUAGGAGUCUCUAAGGUUUUGGUUUCAGGAGGCUCCACACACAAUUCAGAGAAAAAGGGAGAUGGCACUCAGAACUCUGCCAAUCCUAGCCCUAGUGGGGGUGACUCUGCAUUAUCUGGGGAGUUGUCUGCUUCCCUACCUGGCUUAGUGUCCGACAAGAGAGACCUCCCUGCUUCUGGUAAAAGUCGUUCAGACUGUGUUACUAGGCGCAACUGUGGACGAUCAAAGCCUUCAUCCAAAUUGCGAGAUGCUUUUUCAGCCCAAAUGGUAAAGAACACAGUGAACCGUAAAGCCUUAAAGACCGAGCGCAAAAGAAAACUGAAUCAGCUUGCAAGUGUGACUCUUGAUGCUGUACUGCAGGGAGACCGAGAACAUGGAGGUUCAUUGAGAGGUGGGGCAGAAGUUCCUAGUAAAGAGGAUCCCCUUCAGAUAAUGGGCCACUUAACAAGUGAAGAUGGUGACCAUUUUUCUGAUGUGCAUUUCGAUAACAAGGUUAAGCAAUCUGAUCCUGGUAAAAUUUCUGAAAAAGGACUCUCUUUUGAAAACAGAAAAGGCCCAGAGCUGGACUCUGUAAUGAACAGUGAGAAUGAUGAACUCAAUGGUGUAAAUCAAGUGGUGCCUAAAAAGCGGUGGCAGCGUUUAAACCAAAGGCGCACUAAACCUCGUAAGCGCAUGAACAGAUUUAAAGAGAAAGAAAACUCUGAGUGUGCCUUUAGGGUCUUACUUCCUAGUGACCCUGUGCAGGAGGGGCGGGAUGAGUUUCCAGAGCAUAGAACUCCUCCUUCAGCAAGCAUACUUGAGGAACCACUGACAGAGCAAAAUCAUGCUGACUGCUUAGAUUCAGUUGGGCCACGGUUAAAUGUUUGUGAUAAAUCCAGUGCCAGCAUUGGUGACAUGGAAAAGGAGCCAGGAAUUCCCAGUUUGACACCACAGGCUGAGCUCCCUGAACCAGCUGUGCGGUCAGAGAAGAAACGCCUUAGGAAGCCAAGCAAGUGGCUUUUGGAAUAUACAGAAGAAUAUGAUCAGAUAUUUGCUCCUAAGAAAAAACAAAAGAAGGUACAGGAGCAGGUGCACAAGGUAAGUUCCCGCUGUGAAGAGGAAAGCCUUCUAGCCCGAGGUCGAUCUAGUGCUCAGAACAAGCAGGUGGACGAGAAUUCUUUGAUUUCAACCAAAGAAGAGCCUCCAGUUCUUGAAAGGGAGGCUCCGUUUUUGGAGGGCCCCUUGGCUCAGUCAGAACUUGGAGGUGGACAUGCUGAGUUGCCGCAGCUGACCUUGUCUGUGCCUGUGGCUCCGGAAGUCUCUCCACGGCCUGCCCUUGAGUCUGAGGAAUUGCUAGUUAAAACGCCAGGAAAUUAUGAAAGUAAACGUCAAAGAAAACCAACUAAGAAACUUCUUGAAUCCAAUGAUUUAGACCCUGGAUUUAUGCCCAAGAAGGGGGACCUUGGCCUUUCUAAAAAGUGCUAUGAAGCUGGUCACCUGGAGAAUGGCAUAACUGAAUCUUGUGCCACAUCUUAUUCAAAAGAUUUUGGUGGAGGCACUACCAAGAUAUUUGACAAACCAAGGAAGCGAAAACGACAGAGGCAUGCUGCAGCCAAGAUGCAGUGUAAAAAAGUGAAAAAUGAUGACUCGUCAAAAGAGAUUCCAGGCUCAGAGGGAGAACUAAUGCCUCACAGGACGGCCACAAGCCCCAAGGAGACUGUUGAGGAAGGUGUAGAACACGAUCCCGGGAUGCCUGCCUCUAAAAAAAUACAGGGUGAACGCGGUGGAGGAGCUGCACUCAAGGAGAAUGUCUGUCAGAAUUGUGAAAAAUUGGGUGAGCUGCUGUUAUGUGAGGCUCAGUGCUGUGGGGCUUUCCACCUGGAGUGCCUUGGAUUGACUGAGAUGCCAAGAGGAAAAUUUAUCUGCAAUGAAUGUCGCACAGGAAUCCAUACCUGUUUUGUAUGUAAGCAGAGUGGGGAAGAUGUUAAAAGGUGCCUUCUACCCUUGUGUGGAAAGUUUUACCAUGAAGAGUGUGUCCAGAAGUACCCACCCACUGUUAUGCAGAACAAGGGCUUCCGGUGCUCCCUCCACAUCUGUAUAACCUGUCAUGCUGCUAAUCCAGCCAAUGUUUCUGCAUCUAAAGGUCGGUUGAUGCGCUGUGUCCGCUGUCCUGUGGCAUACCACGCCAAUGACUUUUGCCUGGCUGCUGGGUCAAAGAUCCUUGCAUCUAAUAGUAUCAUCUGCCCUAAUCACUUUACCCCUAGGCGGGGCUGCCGAAAUCAUGAGCAUGUUAAUGUUAGCUGGUGCUUUGUGUGCUCAGAAGGAGGCAGCCUUCUGUGCUGUGAUUCUUGCCCUGCUGCUUUUCAUCGUGAAUGCCUGAACAUUGAUAUCCCUGAAGGAAACUGGUAUUGCAAUGACUGUAAGGCAGGCAAAAAGCCACACUACAGGGAGAUUGUCUGGGUAAAAGUUGGACGAUACAGGUGGUGGCCAGCUGAGAUCUGCCAUCCUCGAGCUGUUCCUUCCAACAUUGAUAAGAUGAGACAUGAUGUGGGAGAGUUCCCAGUCCUCUUUUUUGGAUCUAAUGACUAUUUGUGGACUCACCAGGCCCGAGUCUUCCCUUACAUGGAGGGUGACGUGAGCAGCAAGGAUAAGAUGGGCAAAGGAGUGGAUGGGACAUAUAAAAAAGCUCUUCAGGAAGCUGCAGCAAGGUUUGAGGAAUUAAAGGCCCAAAAAGAGCUAAGACAGCUGCAGGAAGACCGAAAGAAUGACAAGAAGCCACCACCUUAUAAACAUAUAAAGGUAAACCGUCCUAUUGGCAGGGUACAGAUCUUCACUGCAGACUUAUCUGAAAUACCCCGUUGCAACUGUAAAGCUACUGAUGAGAACCCCUGUGGGAUAGACUCUGAAUGCAUCAACCGCAUGCUGCUCUAUGAGUGCCACCCCACAGUGUGUCCUGCCGGAGGGCGCUGUCAAAACCAGUGCUUUUCCAAGCGCCAAUAUCCAGAGGUUGAAAUUUUCCGCACGUUACAGCGGGGUUGGGGUCUACGGACAAAAACAGAUAUUAAAAAGGGUGAAUUUGUGAAUGAGUAUGUGGGUGAGCUUAUAGAUGAAGAAGAAUGCAGAGCUCGAAUUCGCUAUGCUCAAGAACAUGAUAUCACUAAUUUCUAUAUGCUCACCCUAGACAAAGACCGAAUCAUUGAUGCUGGUCCCAAAGGAAACUAUGCUCGGUUCAUGAAUCAUUGCUGCCAGCCCAACUGUGAAACACAGAAGUGGUCUGUGAACGGAGAUACCCGUGUAGGCCUUUUUGCACUAAGUGACAUUAAAGCAGGCACUGAACUUACCUUCAACUACAACCUAGAAUGUCUUGGGAAUGGAAAGACUGUUUGCAAAUGUGGAGCCCCGAACUGCAGUGGCUUCUUGGGUGUAAGGCCAAAGAACCAACCCAUUGCCACGGAAGAAAAGGCAAAGAAAUUCAAGAAGAAGCAACAGGGAAAGCGCAGGACCCAGGGUGAAAUCACAAAGGAGCGAGAAGAUGAGUGUUUUAGUUGUGGGGAUGCUGGCCAGCUCGUCUCCUGCAAGAAACCAGGCUGCCCAAAAGUUUACCAUGCAGACUGUCUCAAUCUGACCAAGCGACCAGCAGGGAAAUGGGAAUGUCCGUGGCAUCAGUGUGACAUCUGCGGGAAGGAAGCAGCCUCCUUCUGUGAGAUGUGCCCCAGCUCCUUUUGUAAGCAGCAUCGAGAAGGGAUGCUUUUCAUUUCCAAACUGGAUGGGCGUCUGUCUUGUACUGAGCAUGACCCCUGUGGGCCCAAUCCUCUGGAACCUGGGGAGAUCCGUGAGUAUGUGCCUCCCCCAGUACCGCUGCCUCCAGGGCCAAGCACUCACCUGGCAGAGCAAUCAACAGGAAUGGCUGCUCAGGCACCCAAAAUGUCAGAUAAACCUCCUGCUGACACCAACCAGACGCUGUCGCUCUCCAAAAAAGCUCUGGCAGGGACUUGUCAGAGGCCACUGCUACCUGAAAGACCUCUUGAGAGAACUGACUCCAGGCCCCAGCCUUUAGAUAAGGUCAGAGACCUCGCUGGGUCAGGGACCAAAUCCCAAUCCUUGGUUUCCAGCCAGAGGCCACUGGACAGGCCACCAGCAGUGGCAGGACCAAGACCCCAGCUAAGCGACAAACCCUCUCCAGUGACCAGCCCAAGCUCCUCACCCUCAGUCAGGUCCCAACCACUGGAAAGACCUCUGGGGACGGCUGACCCAAGGCUGGAUAAAUCCAUAGGUGCUGCCAGCCCAAGGCCCCAGUCACUGGAGAAAACCCCAGUUCCCACUGGCCUGAGACUUCCGCCGCCAGACAGACUGCUCAUUACUAGCAGUCCCAAACCCCAGACUUCAGACAGGCCUACUGACAAACCCCAUGCCUCUUUGUCCCAGAGACUCCCACCUCCUGAGAAAGUACUAUCAGCUGUGGUCCAGACCCUUGUAGCUAAAGAAAAAGCACUGAGGCCUGUGGACCAGAAUACUCAGUCAAAAAAUAGAGCUGCUUUGGUGAUGGAUCUCAUAGACCUAACUCCUCGCCAGAAGGAGCGGGCAGCUUCACCUCAUGAGGUCACACCACAGGCUGAUGAGAAGAUGCCAGUGUUGGAGUCAAGUUCAUGGCCUGCCAGCAAAGGUCUGGGGCAUAUGCCGAGAGCUGUUGAGAAAGGCUGUGUGUCAGAUCCUCUUCAGACAUCUGGGAAAGCAGCAGCCCCUUCAGAGGACCCCUGGCAAGCUGUUAAAUCACUCACCCAGGCCAGACUUCUUUCUCAGCCUCCUGCCAAGGCCUUUUUAUAUGAGCCAACAACUCAGGCCUCAGGAAGAGCUUCUGCAGGGGCUGAGCAGACCCCAGGGCCUCUUAGCCAAUCCUCGGGCCUGGUGAAGCAGGCGAAGCAGAUGGUCGGAGGCCAGCAACUACCUGCACUUGCCGCCAAGAGUGGGCAAUCUUUUAGGUCUCUCGGGAAGGCCCCAGCCUCCCUCCCCACUGAAGAAAAGAAGUUGGUAACCACAGAGCAAAGUCCCUGGGCCCUGGGAAAAGCCUCAUCACGGGCAGGGCUCUGGCCCAUAGUGGCUGGACAGACACUGGCACAGUCUUGCUGGUCUGCUGGGAGCACACAGACAUUGGCACAGACUUGCUGGUCUCUUGGAAGAGGGCAAGACCCCAAACCAGAGCAAAAUACACUUCCAGCUCUUAACCAGGCUCCUUCCAGCCACAAGUGUGCAGAAUCAGAACAGAAGUAGUACCAAUCAAUGUCACAUGAACAAACAAGCUGCCCCCAGGGUACCAUUUGGGGAGGGGAAAUCUUUUCUUUCUUUCCCCCUUAAAAAAAAAAAACACAUCUGCCCCGAACACUUUCCCACUGUUAUUCUUUCCUCAUAUCCCAACACUCAGAACUCUUGUGACAUUAGCCAGUGGGGGCUUAUGGUUGUGUGAACCAUGUAUGAAAAUCCAGUGGGCCCCAACCAAGGAGACAGACAGACUUGGGUCUCUUUCCCCCAACUUUUCCACAUGGUCAUCGUGAAAUAAAAAGUCCACUCUGGA
Molecule: messenger RNA, 8604 nt
Organism: Gorilla gorilla gorilla (western lowland gorilla)
Lineage: Eukaryota; Metazoa; Chordata; Mammalia; Primates; Hominidae
Gene: NSD1
Product: nuclear receptor binding SET domain protein 1
Exons: 23
Coding region: 210-8303 (2697 amino acids)
Cellular component (GO): nucleus
Molecular function (GO): protein binding; histone methyltransferase activity
Source: RefSeq, a predicted model, not a curated record